This is a messenger RNA of Zingiber officinale, 816 nucleotides long. RefSeq names its product leucine-rich repeat receptor-like serine/threonine-protein kinase SKM1. NCBI's taxonomy places the organism in Eukaryota, Viridiplantae, Streptophyta, Magnoliopsida, Zingiberales, Zingiberaceae. The transcript is spliced from 3 exons. Bases 1 to 816 code for a protein of 271 amino acids. The record is from RefSeq and is a predicted model, not a curated record. Gene Ontology annotation, molecular function: protein binding.
AUGGCAACGGCCUGGAGAAGCGCACUUCGUUUCCGUGAGCCAUGGCCACUGCACCACCCCCACUACCGCUGCUACUAUCAGCUUCCUCUUGUCAUGCUUUGUUGGCUCAUCAUCAUCCUCGCCUCCUUUCUUGUGGAGGGAACUGGAGUAGAAGGGAGAGUGAGCAGUAAGGGCUGCUUGCAAGGGGAGAGAGAUGCUCUCUUGCAUUACAAAGCCGCCAUCCGAGAUCCUUCCGACCGCUUGUCUUCGUGGCAGGAGGCCCAAGGAGACGACUGCUGCUCAUGGACUGGCGUAGUCUGCUACAACGUAACAGAACGGGCAGCUUACAAUGACUUUGAGGGCUCCCAAAUUCCACCUCUCGUUGGUUCUCUUCACGAACUCAGCACAAUGAUUUCGACAUUAGUAGAACCACUUCCAUCCUUUGGGUUUGACGAAAUGGCAAUAUUAGAGACAAUGCCAGUUUCUAGCGGAAGUGAAAGUAUUACUCUAGACACAAAAGGAAGCCAACUUACCUAUUCAUCUAUCCUUUAUCUUGUGAAGAGUAUAGACCUUUCAAACAAUGAAUUGACAAAUGAGAUUCCUGAAGAAUUAGGAUAUCUUGCUGGACUCCAGACUUUGAAUUUAUCAAGGAAUUACUUCAAAGGCAAGAUCCUAGAUAGCAUCGGUGGAAUGAGUUCAUUGGAAACUUUGGAUUUGUCUUUUAAUAAUUUAUCAGGAGUUAUUCCUCAAGGCGUGUCACAAUUAAAUGCUUUGAACCAUUUGAAUUUAUCUUAUAACAACCUGUCUGGAAACAUUCCCUAUGGAAAUCAGCUUUAA